CGCUGUCGGUUCCCCCAGUCACCGAGCGAGAGGGAAGAAACAAGAUGGCGGCUGAAGGCGAUCCGGAGUGGGGCCCCAGCAAUUCGGAUUGAGCCUUCUCCCUCCACCCGCUUCCGUCGGCCGGGCCCCUCCCGCCCGGCCCCGCGGGCCUCCCCACCCGGCCCCGGCGCUCCCCACCGCCCCCCCUGCGCCCGCCCCUCCCCCUUCGCUUUCCUUCUCCCCCCGCCUCGGCUCCGACAUGAGGGGCCGGCGGGGCAGGCCGCCCAAGCAGCCCGCGGCUCCUGCUGCGGAGCGCUGCGCCCCGGCCCCGCCGCCACCGCCGCCGCCGCCCACGUCCGGACCCAUCGGGGGGCUCCGCUCGCGGCACCGCGGCAGCAGCCGGGGCAGGUGGGCCGCCGCCCAGGCUGAGGUGGCGCCCAAGACGCGGCUGAGCUCGCCCAGGGGGGGCAGCAGUAGCCGGAGGAAGCCGCCGCCGCCGCCGCCGGCCCCCCCCAGCACCAGCGCCCCGGGCCGGGGGGGGCGAGGAGGCGGGGGCGGCAGGACGGGGGGCGGGGGCGGCGGCGGCCACCUGGCCCGGACCACCGCGGCCCGGAGGGCCGUCAACAAAGUGGUGUACGAUGACCACGAGAGCGAGGAGGAGGAGGAAGAGGAGGACAUGGUCUCCGAGGAGGAGGAGGAGGAGGACGGCGACGCCGAGGAGACCCAGGAUUCUGAGGACGACGAGGAGGAUGAGAUGGAAGAGGACGACGAUGACUCCGAUUAUCCGGAGGAGAUGGAAGACGACGACGACGACGCCAGUUACUGCACGGAAAGCAGCUUCAGGAGCCAUAGUACCUACAGCAGCACUCCAGGUAGGCGAAAACCAAGAGUACAUCGGCCUCGUUCUCCUAUAUUGGAAGAAAAAGACAUCCCGCCCCUUGAAUUUCCCAAGUCCUCUGAGGAUUUAAUGGUGCCUAAUGAGCAUAUAAUGAAUGUCAUUGCCAUUUACGAGGUACUGCGGAACUUUGGCACUGUUUUGAGAUUAUCUCCUUUUCGCUUUGAGGACUUUUGUGCAGCUCUGGUGAGCCAAGAGCAGUGCACACUCAUGGCAGAGAUGCACGUUGUGCUUUUGAAAGCAGUUCUGCGUGAAGAAGACACUUCCAAUACUACCUUUGGACCUGCUGAUCUGAAAGAUAGCGUUAAUUCCACACUGUAUUUCAUAGAUGGGAUGACGUGGCCAGAGGUGCUGCGGGUGUACUGUGAGAGUGAUAAGGAGUACCAUCACGUUCUUCCUUACCAAGAGGCAGAGGACUACCCAUAUGGACCAGUAGAGAACAAGAUCAAAGUUCUACAGUUUUUAGUCGAUCAGUUUCUUACAACAAAUAUUGCUCGAGAGGAAUUGAUGUCUGAAGGGGUGAUACAGUAUGAUGACCAUUGUAGGGUUUGUCACAAACUUGGGGAUUUGCUUUGCUGUGAGACAUGUUCAGCAGUAUACCAUUUGGAAUGUGUGAAGCCACCUCUUGAGGAGGUGCCAGAGGACGAGUGGCAGUGUGAAGUCUGUGUAGCACACAAGGUGCCUGGUGUGACUGACUGUGUUGCUGAAAUCCAAAAAAAUAAACCAUAUAUUCGACAUGAACCUAUUGGAUAUGAUAGAAGUCGGAGGAAAUACUGGUUCUUGAACCGAAGACUCAUAAUAGAAGAAGAUACAGAAAAUGAAAAUGAAAAGAAAAUUUGGUAUUACAGCACAAAGGUCCAACUUGCAGAAUUAAUUGACUGUCUAGACAAAGAUUAUUGGGAAGCAGAACUCUGCAAAAUUCUAGAAGAAAUGCGUGAAGAAAUCCACCGACACAUGGACAUAACUGAAGACCUGACCAAUAAGGCUCGGGGCAGUAACAAAUCCUUUCUGGCGGCAGCUAAUGAAGAAAUUUUGGAAUCCAUAAGAGCCAAAAAGGGAGACAUUGAUAAUGUUAAAAGCCCAGAAGAAACAGAAAAAGACAAGAAUGAGACUGAGAAUGACUCUAAAGAUGCUGAGAAAAACAGAGAAGAAUUUGAAGACCAGUCCCUUGAAAAAGACAGUGACGACAAAACACCAGAUGAUGACCCUGAGCAAGGAAAAUCUGAGGAGCCAACAGAAGUUGGGGAUAAAGGUAACUCUGUGUCAGCAAAUCUUGGCGACAACACAACAAAUGCAUCUUCAGAAGAAACUAGUCCCUCUGAAGGGAGGAGCCCUGUGGGGUGUCUCUCAGAAACCCCCGAUAGCAGCAACAUGGCAGAGAAGAAGGUGGCAUCUGAGCUCCCCCAGGAUGUGCCAGAAGAACCUAACAAGACAUGUGAGAGCAGUAACACUAGUGCUACCACUACCUCCAUCCAGCCUAAUCUGGAAAACAGUAACAGCAGCAGUGAACUAAAUUCUUCCCAGAGUGAAUCUGCUAAGGCAGCUGAUGAUCCUGAAAAUGGAGAAAGAGAAUCUCAUACACCUGUCUCUAUUCAGGAAGAGAUAGUAGGUGAUUUCAAAUCGGAGAAGUCCAACGGGGAGCUAAGUGAAUCUCCUGGAGCUGGAAAAGGAGCAUCUGGCUCAACUCGAAUCAUCACCAGAUUGCGGAAUCCAGAUAGCAAACUUAGUCAGCUGAAGAGCCAGCAGGUGGCAGCCGCUGCACAUGAAGCAAAUAAAUUAUUUAAGGAGGGCAAAGAGGUACUGGUAGUUAACUCUCAAGGAGAAAUUUCACGGUUGAGCACCAAAAAGGAAGUGAUCAUGAAAGGAAAUAUCAACAAUUAUUUUAAAUUGGGUCAAGAAGGGAAGUAUCGCGUCUACCACAAUCAAUACUCCACCAAUUCAUUUGCUUUGAAUAAGCACCAGCACAGAGAAGACCAUGAUAAGAGAAGGCAUCUUGCACAUAAGUUCUGUCUGACUCCAGCAGGAGAGUUCAAAUGGAACGGUUCUGUCCAUGGGUCCAAAGUUCUUACCAUAUCUACUCUGAGACUGACUAUCACCCAAUUAGAAAACAACAUCCCUUCAUCCUUUCUUCAUCCCAACUGGGCAUCACAUAGGGCAAAUUGGAUCAAGGCAGUUCAGAUGUGUAGCAAACCCAGAGAAUUUGCAUUGGCUUUAGCCAUUUUGGAGUGUGCAGUUAAACCAGUUGUGAUGCUACCAAUAUGGCGAGAAUCUUUAGGACAUACCAGGUUACACCGGAUGACAUCAAUUGAAAGAGAAGAAAAGGAGAAAGUCAAAAAAAAAGAGAAGAAACAGGAAGAAGAAGAAACGAUGCAGCAAGCGACAUGGGUAAAAUACACAUUUCCAGUUAAGCAUCAGGUUUGGAAACAAAAAGGUGAAGAGUACAGAGUGACAGGAUAUGGUGGUUGGAGCUGGAUUAGUAAAACUCAUGUUUAUAGGUUUGUUCCUAAAUUGCCAGGCAAUACUAAUGUGAAUUACAGAAAGUCGUUAGAAGGAACCAAAAAUAAUAUGGAUGAAAAUAUGGAUGAGUCAGAUAAAAGAAAAUGUUCACGAAGUCCAAAAAAAAUAAAAAUAGAGCCUGAUUCUGAAAAAGAUGAGGUAAAAGGUUCAGAUGCUGCAAAAGGAGCAGACCAAAAUGAAAUGGAUAUCUCAAAGAUUACUGAGAAGAAGGACCAAGAUGUGAAGGAGCUCUUAGAUUCUGACAGUGAUAAACCCUGCAAGGAAGAACCAAUGGAAGUAGACGAUGACAUGAAAACAGAAUCACAUGUAAAUUGUCAGGAGAGUUCUCAAGUAGAUGUGGUCAAUGUUAGUGAGGGUUUUCAUCUAAGGACUAGUUACAAAAAGAAAACAAAAUCAUCCAAACUAGAUGGACUUCUUGAAAGGAGAAUUAAACAGUUUACACUGGAAGAAAAACAGCGACUUGAAAAAAUCAAGUUGGAGGGUGGAAUUAAGGGUAUAGGAAAGACUUCUACAAAUUCUUCAAAAAAUCUCUCUGAAUCACCAGUAAUAACAAAAGCAAAAGAAGGGUGUCAGAGUGACUCGAUGAGACAAGAACAGAGCCCGAAUGCAAAUAAUGAUCAACCUGAGGACUUGAUUCAGGGAUGUUCAGAAAGUGAUUCCUCAGUUCUUAGAAUGAGUGAUCCUAGUCAUACCACAAACAAACUUUAUCCAAAAGAUCGAGUGUUAGAUGAUGUCUCCAUUCGGAGCCCAGAAACAAAAUGUCCGAAACAAAAUUCCAUUGAAAAUGACAUAGAAGAAAAAGUCUCUGACCCUGCCAGUAGAGGCCAGGAACCCAGUAAGAGUAAAACAAAAGGAAAUGAUUUUUUCAUUGAUGACUCUAAACUAGCCAGUGCAGAUGAUAUUGGUACUUUGAUCUGUAAGAACAAAAAACCGCUCAUACAGGAGGAAAGUGACACCAUUGUUUCUUCUUCCAAGAGUGCUUUACAUUCAUCAGUGCCUAAAAGUACCAAUGACAGAGAUGCCACACCUCUGUCAAAAGCAAUGGACUUUGAAGGAAAACUGGGAUGUGACUCUGAAUCUAAUAGCACUUUGGAAAAUAGUUCUGAUACCGUGUCUAUUCAGGAUAGCAGUGAAGAAGAUAUGAUUGUUCAGAAUAGCAAUGAAAGUAUUUCUGAACAGUUCAGAACUCAAGAACAAGAUAUUGAAGGCUUGGAGCCAUUAAAGUGUGAAUUGGUUUCUGAUAAGUCCACUGGAAACUGUGAGGACAGGCUGCCGGUUAAGGUAACUGAAGCAAAUGGUAAAAAACCAAGUCAGCAGAAGAAAUUAGAGGAGAGACCAGUUAAUAAAUGUAGUGAUCAAAUAAAGCUAAAAAAUACCACUGACAAAAAGAAUAAUGAAAAUCGAGAGUCUGAAAAGAAAGGACAGAGAACAGGUACAUUUCAAAUAAAUGGAAAAGAUAAUAAACCCAAAAUAUAUUUGAAAGGUGAAUGCUUGAAAGAAAUUUCUGAGAGUAAAGUAGUAAGUGGUAAUGUUGAACCAAAGGUUAAUAAUAUAAAUAAAAUAAUCCCUGAGAAUGAUAUUAAAUCAUUGACUGUUAAAGAAUCUGCUAUAAGGCCAUUCAUUAAUGGUGAUGUCAUCAUGGAAGAUUUUAAUGAAAGAAACAGCUCCGAAACAAAAUCGCAUUUGCUGAGUUCUUCAGAUGCUGAAGGUAACUACCGAGAUAGCCUUGAGACCCUGCCAUCAACCAAAGAGUCUGACAGUACACAGACGACCACACCUUCAGCAUCUUGUCCAGAAAGCAAUUCAAUUAAUCAGGUAGAAGAUAUGGAAAUAGAAACCUCAGAAGUUAAGAAAGUUACUUCAUCACCUAUUACUUCUGGAGAGGAAUCUAAUCUCAGUAAUGACUUUAUUGAUGAAAAUGGUCUGCCCAUCAACAAAAAUGAAAAUGUCAAUGGAGAAUCUAAAAGAAAAACCGUCAUCACAGAAGUCACCACGAUGACCUCCACAGUGGCCACAGAAUCAAAAACUGUGAUCAAGGUAGAAAAAGGCGAUAAGCAAACUGUGGUUUCUUCCACAGAAAAUUGUGCAAAAUCCACUGUCACAACCACCACUACAACGGUGACCAAGCUUUCCACACCCUCCACAGGCAGCAGUGUGGACAUCAUCUCUGUAAAAGAGCAGAGCAAAACCGUGGUCACCACGACAGUGACAGACUCCCUGACCACCACGGGAGGCACACUGGUUACAUCUAUGACUGUGAGCAAAGAGUAUUCCACACGAGACAAAGUGAAACUGAUGAAAUUUUCAAGACCAAAGAAGACUCGUUCAGGUACAGCUCUGCCAUCCUAUAGAAAAUUUGUUACCAAGAGCAGCAAGAAGAGCAUUUUUGUUUUGCCUAAUGAUGACUUAAAAAAGUUGGCCCGAAAAGGAGGAAUCCGAGAGGUCCCUUAUUUUAAUUACAAUGCAAAACCUGCUUUGGAUAUAUGGCCAUAUCCUUCUCCUAGACCGACCUUUGGCAUCACUUGGAGGUAUAGACUUCAGACAGUAAAGUCCUUAGCUGGAGUGAGCCUGAUGUUACGGUUACUGUGGGCAAGUUUGAGAUGGGAUGACAUGGCGGCCAAGGCUCCUCCAGGAGGAGGGACUACACGGACAGAAACAUCUGAAACUGAAAUCACAACAACAGAAAUAAUUAAGAGGAGAGAUGUUGGUCCUUACGGCAUUCGAUCUGAAUAUUGUAUCAGGAAAAUCAUUUGUCCCAUUGGAGUUCCAGAAACACCAAAAGAAACACCUACACCUCAGAGGAAAGGCCUUCGAUCAAGUGCACUGCGGCCAAAGAGACCAGAAACGCCCAAGCAAACUGGCCCUGUUAUUAUUGAAACCUGGGUAGCAGAAGAAGAACUGGAAUUGUGGGAGAUCAGGGCAUUUGCUGAGAGAGUGGAGAAAGAAAAGGCACAAGCAGUUGAGCAACAGGCUAAGAAACGACUGGAGCAGCAGAAGCCGACAGUGAUUGCAACUUCCACUACUUCCCCAACAAGCAGUACAACCAGUACCAUCUCUCCAGCACAGAAGGUUAUGGUGGCCCCCAUAAGUGGCUCAGUUACAACUGGAACCAAAAUGGUACUAACUACUAAAGUUGGAUCUCCAGCUACAGUAACAUUCCAACAAAACAAGAACUUUCAUCAAACCUUUGCUACGUGGGUUAAGCAAGGCCAGUCAAAUUCAGCCACCAGCACAGCUGCCACAUCUGCUACAACCAUUGCCAGCACAGGUCAGACGUUCCAAAUUACAGGCAAUCCAGUCACUAUGGCAGGAAAAGUAAUUACCAAACUGCCACUUCCUGCAAACAGCAAGAUUGUCGCUGUAAAUGUGCCAGCAACACAAGGAGGCGUUGUUCAAGUACAGCAGAAAGUCCUGGGUAUCAUUCCAUCAAGUACAGGUACCAGUCAGCAAACCUUUACUUCAUUCCAGCCCAGGACAGCAGCAGUCACAAUUAGGCCCAAUACCUCAGGCUCUGGAGGAACCACAAGCAAUUCACAAGUAAUCACAGGGCCUCAGAUUCGCCCUGGUAUGACCGUGAUUAGAACACCACUCCAACAGUCAACACUAGGAAAGGCAAUUAUUCGAACACCUGUGAUGGUACAGCCAGGUGCUCCUCAGCAAGUGAUGACUCAAAUCAUCAGGGGGCAGCCUGUCUCCACUGCAGUCUCCGCCCCUAACACGGUUUCCUCAACACCUGGGCAGAAAAGCUUAACUUCAGCAACGUCCACUUCAAAUAUACAGUCUUCAGCCUCACAACCCCCUCGCCCCCAACAAGGACAAGUGAAGCUCACCAUGGCUCAACUUACUCAGUUAACACAGGGCCACGGUGGCAAUCAAGGUUUGACAGUAGUAAUUCAAGGACAAGGUCAAACUACUGGACAGUUGCAGUUGAUACCUCAAGGGGUGACUGUACUCCCAGGCCCAGGCCAGCAGCUAAUGCAAGCUGCAAUGCCAAAUGGUACUGUUCAGCGAUUCCUCUUUACCCCAUUGGCAACAACAGCCACCACAGCCAGCACCACCACCACCACUGUUUCCACGACAGCAGCAGGUACAGGUGAACAAAGGCAGAGUAAACUGUCACCCCAGAUGCAGGUACAUCAAGACAAAACCCUGCCACCAGCUCAGUCAUCAAGUGUGGGUCCAGCAGAAGCCCAGCCACAGACUGCUCAGCCUUCAGCUCAGCCCCUGCCCCAAACCCAGCCCCAGUCCCCAGCUCAGCCUGAAGUUCAGACUCAGCCUGAAGUUCAGACCCAAACAACUGUUUCAUCCCAUGUCCCUUCUGAAGCACAACCCACCCACGCACAGUCAUCCAAGCCCCAAGUUGCAGCACAGUCUCAGCCUCAAAGUAAUGUCCAAGGACAGUCUCCUGUUCGUGUCCAAAGUCCAUCACAGACUCGAAUACGUCCAUCAACUCCAUCCCAACUGUCUCCUGGACAACAAUCCCAGGUUCAGACUACAACCUCACAACCGAUUCCAAUUCAACCACAUACAUCUCUUCAGAUACCUUCCCAAGGCCAGCCACAGUCACAACCCCAGGUACAGUCUUCAACUCAAACUCUUUCAUCAGGACAAACUUUAAAUCAAGUUACUGUUUCAUCCCCAUCCCGUCCUCAGCUACAAAUACAGCAGCCACAGCCCCAAGUCAUUGCUGUGCCUCAGCUGCAACAACAAGUCCAGGUUCUCUCUCAGAUCCAGUCACAGGUUGUGGCUCAGAUACAGGCUCAGCAAAGUGGUGUGCCCCAGCAAAUCAAACUCCAGUUACCUAUCCAAAUUCAGCAAAGCAGUGCUGUGCAGACUCACCAGAUUCAGAAUGUGGUUACAGUGCAGGCAGCCAGUGUGCAAGAGCAGUUGCAAAGGGUUCAGCAACUCAGGGAUCAGCAGCAAAAGAAGAAACAGCAACAGAUAGAAAUUAAGCGUGAACACACCCUCCAAGCUUCUAAUCAAAGUGAAAUCAUUCAGAAACAGGUGGUGAUGAAGCAUAAUGCUGUAAUAGAACAUUUAAAACAGAAAAAGAGCAUGACUCCAGCUGAAAGAGAAGAGAAUCAAAGAAUGAUUGUCUGUAACCAGGUGAUGAAGUAUAUUUUGGAUAAGAUAGAUAAAGAAGAAAAACAGGCAGCAAAAAAACGGAAGCGUGAAGAGAGUGUGGAGCAGAAACGUAGCAAGCAGAAUGCCACUAAGCUGUCAGCUCUGCUCUUCAAGCACAAAGAGCAGCUCAGAGCCGAGAUCCUGAAGAAGAGAGCACUCCUGGACAAGGAUCUGCAAAUUGAAGUGCAGGAAGAGCUGAAGAGAGACCUGAAAAUUAAGAAAGAAAAAGACCUGAUGCAGGUGGCUCAAGCCACAGCAGUAGCUGCACCCUGCCCCCCAGUGACACCAGCUCCUCCAGCCCCUCCAGCCCCUCCACCUUCACCUCCCCCUCCACCUGCUGUGCAACACACAGGACUUCUGUCCACGCCCACCUUACCUGCUGCUUCCCAGAAGAGGAAGCGGGAAGAGGAAAAAGACUCCAGCUCAAAGUCCAAGAAAAAGAAAAUGAUCUCUACUACCUCAAAGGAAACUAAGAAGGACACAAAGCUUUACUGUAUCUGUAAAACGCCUUAUGAUGAAUCUAAGUUCUAUAUUGGCUGUGAUCUUUGUACUAACUGGUAUCAUGGAGAAUGUGUUGGCAUCACAGAAAAGGAGGCUAAGAAAAUGGAUGUGUACAUCUGUAAUGAUUGUAAACGGGCACAAGAGGGCAGCAGUGAGGAAUUGUACUGUAUCUGCAGAACACCUUAUGAUGAGUCACAAUUUUAUAUUGGCUGUGAUCGGUGUCAGAAUUGGUACCAUGGGCGCUGCGUUGGCAUCUUGCAAAGUGAGGCAGAGCUCAUUGAUGAGUAUGUCUGUCCACAGUGCCAGUCAACAGAGGAUGCCAUGACAGUGCUCACGCCACUAACAGAGAAGGAUUAUGAGGGGUUGAAGAGGGUGCUCCGUUCCUUACAGGCCCAUAAGAUGGCCUGGCCUUUCCUUGAACCAGUAGACCCUAAUGAUGCACCAGAUUAUUAUGGUGUUAUUAAGGAACCUAUGGACCUUGCCACCAUGGAAGAAAGAGUACAAAGACGAUAUUAUGAAAAGCUGACGGAAUUUGUGGCAGAUAUGACCAAAAUUUUUGAUAACUGUCGUUACUACAAUCCAAGUGACUCCCCAUUUUACCAGUGUGCAGAAGUUCUCGAAUCAUUCUUUGUACAGAAAUUGAAAGGCUUCAAAGCUAGCAGGCCUUUGGUGGUAACUGUGAGGUAGAAGCCAAGGAGUGUGAAUCCUACCCUGCUGCCAGCUUGCCGGCAGAGCCCAGAGGAUGACUGCUGGCAACUGCUGAUGAAGGAGAGGAAAUUGCCUGGAGGUCCUGGGGCCUGUAGGCAAGACAAAGGGAAUUGGUAAAGGAGAGAUGGAGGCCUAGGCUGGGCCUGCACAGUGAAGGGGCCACUUAGGAUGUCUUCUUGCCACGUGGUUAUUUUAUGUAGCUUUUUAAUAUACUCAAGUUGACAUAAUUUUCAUUAAAGCACAUGGGAGCUGAAUUGAGAAGUUUGCUCAAUUGUGCUUAAAUAAACAAAUUAGGCUGUGUGCAAUGGCGCACGCCUGUGAUACCAACACUUUGAGAAGCCAAAGCAGGCAGUUCGCUUGAGCCCAGGAGUUUGAGACCAGCCUGGGCAACAUGGGGAAACCCCAUCUCUACAAAAAAUACAAAAAAUUAGCCGGGCAUGGUGGCAUGUGCCUGUAGUCCCAGCUACCCAGGAGGCUGAGGUAGGAGGAUCACCUGAGCCCUGGAGGUUGAGGCUGCAGUGAGCUGUGAUUGCGCCACUGCACUCCAGACUGGGCUACAGAGUGAGACCUUGUUUCAAAACAAAACAAAACAAAACAAAAUUACAAUGUAAAGAGUUGUAUGAGGGCAACUUGCUGUUGCCUUUUUAGGGAAUUUCUGUUGUUUUCCAGAUUUAAGGCAGAAUGAAACAUAACUAGCCAGUUAUUGAAAAUUGAUUUAUUUAUGGAUUUUCAGAAUUUCCUUUGCCAUAUUUUCCCAUUUUAUGAUCUCCAGCAUUGUUUGCACAUUGUUUUCAUUACUGCACUUUGUUAUAAUUCAUCAUUUAUACCAUCCAUAUUCUUUCUUUUCUUACAGAUUGUGAUAUCUUUAGUCUGAAUUUUUAACUGGAAUCAGAACUGGAUGUUGGGGUCACUCUUUGUUUUAUUGUACCUCGUGAUUACCUAAUUCAAAAUUGCCCCCCAAAAAGUCAGAUUAGUUAAUAUAAUUUUUUAAUGUUAAAGAUGUAUCAUGGUAAAAAAUUUACUCCAGCAGCCAUGUUGAACAAUGUAUUUAAAAAUUGUAAACUCUUGAAAUACUGUAUUUAUCUGCUAUUGCAAUAUAAAGUCCUUUGACUUAGUCCUGGUAACUGUACAGUAAUUUGGUUUACUAAUGAAAGUUGUGAAUAAAACUGUGAAACUAGAAGGGAGAUUUUCUGGACUUUAAUAGAAAAAUGUGAUUUUAAGAUUGCUUUUUCUUUUGUUUUAGCGUAAUUUUUCCCUUUAUAUUCCCCUCAUCAAUGUAAAUAAACACACACACACACACACACACACAUACACACACACACACACAUCUUUCACCACAAUGGUAAUGCUUCUGUAAAUGCCUCUAUUUGUCCAGUUGGCUGAAAAUGUUGUAAUCUUUAUUAGACAAAUAUAUAUAUAUAUUUAAAUAUUGGCUUUUUCCAGUGAGCUAUUAUGUUUAGUGUACAGUGAAAAGUUUUAAUAUUAUAGGUUAAAAAUUUCUUAAUCGUUCUUUUCUAUUCGCUUGCCAAGGGUGAAUGAAAGAACAUGGCUGCUUCUCCCAGACUGACUGACCUUGGCAUCCACAUAAAGCAUCAUUGUUUUCAAAAAUGAAGGGUGCUUAAUUGUUCCCUUUUUUCUAUAUUCUGUAGGUCUCAUAACAACAAACUGCAGUCUACAGCUUCUUAAAGUUCAGCGUGUUAACCUAACAUAAAACACAGCAAGAAUCUGGUUGUCUGAACUAUUUUAAAUUAAGGAGCCAGAUGUUUUUAGUCAGGCUAUCCUGACAAGACUUGACCUAAACUUCGUUUUUAUUGGUCAUAACAGUCCAAUUAUAUUCUUGGCCAAUUUUGUCCAACGGACAAGAAAAAAGCAAAGUCAACGACACCAUUAUCUUGUCAAGAUCAAAUGGUUUUACUAUUGUGGCAGAAGCGAGAAAACUUUGUUUAUUGAAAAAAAAGAAAAAGCAAGAAAAAAGAUACUAUGGGGUCAAGUGUAACUCCAUGGAAAUGCCACGUCUGCUCUUCAGUGAAGAAGCUGGUUUAGAGUCUCACAGAAAACUUUUGACUGUAUUUAUUUAUUGUUGCAAAAAAGACGCUUUUUUAUUGCUGCCCUCAUUUGUCAGCUAAUUAUUUUUUCUUAUAAAAUCCAGCCCCGGUUACAUAUAAUCAUCUGUAUCUUAUCAUGAUUCCUGUAGGUAAAAGUACAAGACGACCUCUAGAUGUCUUUUCUUUCUAUGAAAGGAGCUGCUAUGUACACAUGUGCACACACACACAACUGGGAAUCAACAAUGAGUUUAUUGUUCAUGGUAGAUUAAAAUUAAGCUUGCAUAAAGGUUGGGCUAAGUGGUCCUGGACUACAGACUCUGUUGCCUUGAAUAUAACAGUACAAUUUGUCAAUUACUCCGCACCAGGCUAAAAUGAGUAAAAUCUAUUUGAAGGUAUCUUGUUUGUAAACAUUUGUCAGAUUCUAAUUUUUUUCUUUUGUAUUAAAAUUCAACUAUGGAUGUAUAUGAAACAAAAUAAAUGGAGAUAAUUUUUCUCCCACAGACA
Molecule: messenger RNA, 12273 nt
Organism: Gorilla gorilla gorilla (western lowland gorilla)
Lineage: Eukaryota; Metazoa; Chordata; Mammalia; Primates; Hominidae
Gene: BPTF
Product: bromodomain PHD finger transcription factor
Exons: 32
Coding region: 239-9703 (3154 amino acids)
Biological process (GO): regulation of transcription by RNA polymerase II
Cellular component (GO): NURF complex
Molecular function (GO): RNA polymerase II cis-regulatory region sequence-specific DNA binding
Source: RefSeq, a predicted model, not a curated record